Molecule: messenger RNA, 6370 nt
Organism: Carassius auratus (goldfish)
Lineage: Eukaryota; Metazoa; Chordata; Actinopteri; Cypriniformes; Cyprinidae
Product: peripheral-type benzodiazepine receptor-associated protein 1-like
Exons: 33
Coding region: 2-6010 (2002 amino acids)
Molecular function (GO): protein binding
Source: RefSeq, a predicted model, not a curated record
CAUGCUAGCUCUGAAACUGCUCUUGUGGUGUGUUUGCUCCGGUCAGAAUGGCAGGGAUCAGGGUGUCCUGGUGCGUCAGAACUCAGAGCUGCUGCGAGCGUUGGAGGAGAUGGAGAAAUCAUGCAACGCUCUCAGAGACGAGAACAAGAUACUGAGGAAGAGCAGUUCUCCAGAGACCGAGGAGAAGGUGAAGAGGCUGAGGAAGAAGAACACGGAGCUCGCCGUCAUCGCCAGACGUCUGGAGGACAGAGCACGGAAACUACAGGAAGCCAACCUGAAAGUGGUGAAUACUCCGAUGCCGGUGAGAGCGGGCGCUGUGGAGCAGUACAAGCGAGCGUUUGCCCGUCAGAGAGCCAGAGACCUGGCGCAGCACGCAGACACACUGCUGUGUAAAGACAAGCAGAUCGCAGCACUGCAGCAGGAGUGCAGACAGCUGGAGACACGGCUGGGACAGGGGACGGGUCCUGUGGGCGUCAGUGAGUUUGAGCGUCUCCUGAAGGAGUCUCAGAAGGAGGUGCUGCGUCUGCAGAGACAGCUGUCUGUCACCUCCAGCAGAGACAGGAGCAGUGUGACAGGAGAAAACCCUUCAGAGAGACAGGACCGAGACGGCAGGGUUGUGUUUGAAGCCCCGCCCACAGUAGUAGAUGAGGCCCCUGUUAAAGGGGAGGAGACUCCUGCAGAGGGGGAGGAGUCAGAGACUCAAGUGAAGCCUGAACAGGGCACAGGCUCCACCCACCAGGAAGAGCGGACCACACAAGAGCGUCUUCAGUUACUGCUGUGUUCUUUUAAUGUGAUGCACAUAUCAAUGUUUCUGCAGGAAAGUGAGUUGGGCAAGAAGAGGAAAGAAUGUGAAGUUCUUGAGCAUGAGGUGCGGAAGAGACAGAAACGAUGUCUGGAUUUGGAGAACCAGCUAGUGGACGAGCGCAGCAGAAAUGAGCACUUAGUGGAGGAGGCAGAACUCCUCAGGAGAAAGGCUCAGCUGCUCGACCAGUCGCAGGCUGAAAAUGAGGAGCUGAAGGAACAGCUCUGUGUUUUGAACGCUCAGCGUAGUUCAGUUCUGGAGGAGAACCAGCGACUCCGUGCAAAGCUGGAGAACCUAGAGCAGGUCCUAAAGCACAUGCGAGAGGUCGCCGAGCGCAGGCAGCAGCUGGAACUGGAGCAUGAGCAGGCACUGGCUAUCCUCAAGUUCAAACAGGAUGAGAUCAAGCGACUCCAGCGGGCUCAGUUAUUUGCUAAAAGAGAACAUGAAGGUGUCGUGCAAAUGCUGGAGGAUCUGGUGCAGCUUGUAUUGCACAGAGAGCUGGCAAAAGUUCGGGAGCUGGAGGAGAAAUGCCGCAGUCAGAGCGAGCAGUUUGGGAUGCUAUCACAGGAAUUGGAUAAAUUCAGGGUCCAGGCCUCAAAGAUCGACCUGUCUGGCCCCGACCUGCUGUCCAGCCCCAGCCUGACCCAGCUGACCAAUGGGGUCGGCCUGCCCGGUGAGACAGGCACAAAUGCCUCAUGGGAAGACAUCGCGUUCUGGAGUUUGGAGGGUAAUGAAGCCCUCUGUGAUGCCUCUGAGUCUGAUGUGGCUGCGGUUUUGCGGAUGGGCUCCACGCCACACGCGGCUGAACUGUCACGUCCCGAACGCUCACCAACCGUCAAACACAGAGAGCUGCCCACCAUCAGCGUGUCCAUCAGGUCCGGCUCCACGUCCAGCCCUACACCCCCCAGAUCUGAGACCACUCACCUCUCACCCAAAUCAGCUGGAUCUCACCCGGCCAGCCCCCAAAAGACCAGCCCUACACAUGAGGUGGACACUGCUAGUGAAGUUGAGGAGUUGGACAUCGACGUUUCUCCGGCGCCGUAUUCGGUAACUAAAGGAGCAGCAAAACUCCAGGUCUUCAUCGCACGUUACAGUUACAAUCCAUAUGAGGGUCCUAAUGAUAACCCAGAGGUCGAGCUGCCCCUCACAGCAGGGGAGUACAUAUACGUCUAUGGAGACAUGGAUGAUGACGGCUUCUAUGAGGGAGAGCUGAUGGAUGGCAGAAGAGGCCUCGUUCCCUCUAACUUUGUGGAGCGUGUGUCAGAUGACGACUUCAUGAGCUCACACCAUAACCAGGCAGGCGAUAUUUCCCAUAAUUCCUUCCAGGAGAGUAGCUUCCACAGCGGCAGCGAGCGACUGCACCGACACCACUUACGUUUUGCCCACAGCGCCUCCGAGAGGACAGAGACCUCCACAACAGCCUCGGCUCCUGGUGACAAUGCCAAAGGGAACCCCUCUAACCCUGCCCUGGUCGCCCCGCUCACUAACGGCUUGGACUUGGAUCUAGAAGAGGUUGGGGUGGACACUGUGCCUUACCCCCGCAAGCUAACGCUAAUCAAGCAGUUAGCCAAGAGUAUCAUCAUUGGCUGGGACUCUCCGCUGGUCCCGGUUGGCUGGGGUUCUGUGUUUAGCUAUAACAUCUACGUGGACCACGAGUUGCGGCUCAAUGUGCCAUUUGGUAGCCAAACGAAGGCCGUUCUGGAGAGGCUAGAUUUGGCGCAGAAGGCAUAUCGGAUUGCGGUGCAGUGCCUGACGGAGCGAGGCAACUCGGAUCAGCUGCGUUGCACUAUACUAGUCGGACGGGACGUGUGCGUGGCGCCGACUCACCUGCGCGUUGAACGCGUAACGGCUACCUCAGCCAGUCUAACCUGGCUGCCUAGCAACAGUAACUAUGUGCACAUUGUGUCUUUGAACGAUGAGGAGUGCGAGCUGGUAAAGGCAGGAUGCUAUUCACUGUGCCUCAGUAACCUCACACCCAAAAUGCAUUACAACAUUAAAGUGGAAGCUAGGCCGCACCGCACAGCAUGGGAACUACCACAGGAGUGCCGAGAACGCAAAACCGCAGUGACCUCUUUCACAACCCUGACCGCAGGUCCUCCUGAUGCUCCUCUGGAUGUGCAGUUGGAUCAGGGCCCAUCUCCGGGAAUAGCUCAGAUCAGUUGGCUGCCUGUUACUAUAGAUGCCGCUGGGACGUCCAAUGGUGUUCGAGUCACUGGCUACACCAUCUAUGCUGACAAGAAGAAGGUAUUGGAGGUGUCGUCACCCACAGCAGGCAGCGCUCUGAUUGGUCCAUCUCAGAUCCAGACAUUACAGGCGGCUCAUGAGCUCACCGUACGGACCAUGUCAGCUUUUGGUGAGUCGGUGGACUCCUUGCCGGUGAAUGUGCCCACCAAAUUGCCUGCCAUCAUGUCCGGUGUCUCACUCCCUCAAUGCCAGUCUGUGCCAGCCACCGCCAGUGUCCUCAUGGCCAGUGCCAACCCAGAUCCCGCUGUCUGUGCCACAUCUCUCUCUGCUGCCAAAACGCCCAUUCUGCCACACGCUGCUACACUGGACGAGCAUACCACUGGUCCUGUUCGGGGAGUCUAUGUCAAUCCACCCAAUGCAGGCGCUCGUGAGGUCCCUUCGUCUACUGCAUCUUAUGUAGAAGCCUGGGCAUACCCAACAUCAGCUGCACCUCUGACGGUUGCAAUGCCCGGACAGGAGGCACUGCCACUAUAUGCUUCACGUACUAACUCAAUGGUGAGUUUAUCUGCACCCCUGGUUACACCUGCACCCAUGGUCAUGUCUGUUGCUACACCAACGCCCAUGGCCGUACCUGCUCCCUUGACCACACCAGUGUCCAUGACCAUGCCAGGUCCUGUGGCACCUGUCGCCAUGCCUGUGCCCAUACCUGCACCUGUUGUUGUACCUGCAUCAGUGCCAGUGCAGUCCAGUGUGGCUCCUGCUGUGCAGAACCCAGGCAGAGAGACCGAAAGCCCAGGAAGUCAGCGUCCUGUUGCCUCUCUCUCCGACUUCUUGGAGGACCCCCGUGCCAAACUUCACACACCACCAUCCAAUACUACCUCCCCAAAAGUGAACAUUCCAGGAAAGGACCCUCUCGAUGUUCCAGAUACGCACCCACUGAGGCUUCCCAAUCCAUCACCCUUUGAGUCAGAGGCCGAGGAGGACAGGGAAAACACCAGGCUUGUGUCCAUAGAGGAGUUCCUGCGGCCUGUACCUCAACCUCGAAUAAAGGUCUAUGCUGGUGGUCUUAUGGACCCUCCCCCAGAUUACCACAGGGAGAGCAGUCGGUCUGAUUUGUCUGAUAUACUGGAGGAAGAGGAGGAAGAUGUGCACUCGGAGCCUAUUGGUGACGUUCCCUCCAGAGGUUACAGUACAGCUCCAGCAGGCAGGUUUCCUACUCUGGUAACUCCCAAUGCUCCUCUAAAACAACCCCAGUCUGAAAUGUGGGAAACUGACAGUGAUGAAGACAUUUUAGAGAGGAUUAUAAAGCUCCCUCCUCAAGCCUACCACAACAAGCAGCUCUUCAGCAUUCCAGAAGUUACAGAAGAGGAAGACAACACUGAAUCGGAAUCCCACUCUAGAUCUUCCCCAGGCCGGACUGCUUCUGGCAAGAGCCGUCAGUGUGGACACGAGAGUCGACGACAUUCUCCAAACAAUCGUAGACAUAAAAUGGAAUCUGAUUCGCCCGUAGAGAGGUGCAAAGGGACUGCACAAGUCAGGACUAGACCCAGAGUGCAUUACGCUGACACCGUGGACACCAUCAGCUAUAUGGAUGAGGAAGAGGAAGAGGAGGAAGAGGACUCUGACAGUAGUCUGUAUGCUGGGCCUAGUUCUGUUAGUGUGGCUGCACGCCGCAAACCACACAAAGGCCAUGGCGACCGACUCAGGAGAGAAGCCUUGCUCCGUAGCCAGAUGACUUCAGGAACAGUGCAGGGACCGUAUUUACUUAGCAAGACCAUACACCGUGUGAAGUCGCCCACUGGACGCUCAACAGAGAUUGACGUAGAGUAUGGAACCGAUAAUGACGAGGAGCAUCAGCUGUUUGAUCCUGGAGAAGUGGUGUUAGACCAAAUGAGCUCGGAGUGGUGGGUGGAAGGCAGUAACAAUGAGUACCAGCACUUGCCCCUGAAAUGCAGACCCCAGCCAGAGCUGCUUCCAAGCAGCCGCUCAUGGGAGGCAGGUGGAAGAGAAGCAUCGUUGGCAGAUCCAGGUGCAAUGUGGUGCGAUGUCACUCCAAAAUCGCCACGCUCUGAAAUUAGACUGCACAGAGAGCCCAGAACAUCUGGAGAAGAUGAGGUGAGAGUGUUUGUUGCCCUCUUCCCGUAUGAUCCUGCAUUCAUGUCCCCCAAUCCUGACGCUGCUGAAGAGGAGCUUCCCUUUAAAGAGGGCCAGAUUAUCAAGGUUUAUGGGGACAAAGAUGCAGAUGGUUUCUACCGAGGCGAGGUGGGUGGCCGUCGUGGCUUAGUGCCGUGUAACAUGGUUUCAGAGAUCCAGGUUGAUGAUGAGGAGACCAGAGACCAGCUCCUGAAGCAAGGCUUCCUCUCCACCGAGGCGUCGAUAGAGAAGAUAGACGCCCGCUUACAUGCACAGCUUCCACACCGUCCCACUGCGCCGCCGAAACCUAGACGCUCCAAGAAAGUGGAGUCGGCUGCGGUGUUGGACGACACGUCUGCUGUCGACUGCUCAAGUCAAGACCUCAGUCGCUCCGGCCCGAUGGGGAGCUCCAGACCUCGCAGGAUGGUGGCCAUCUUUGAUUACGACCCGAGAGAGAGCUCUCCUAAUGCAGACAUAGAGGCUGAACUGACCUUCAGCGCAGGCGACGUCAUCUAUGUGCUCGGUGACAUGGACGACGACGGCUUCUACUAUGUGAACCAGGGGGAUCUGAAUGGACACAAAGGCCUCGUGCCGUCCAACUUCCUGCAAGCUUUUCCAGAGACAGAAGAGGACGCUGUGCGGAUGGAGCACACGGAGACAGAGAAGCGCAGGGAUUCACAGGUGAGCCAGACAGAGUCGUCUGAGCAUCUUGUUUCCGUAUGCUCCUCUCAGCUAGACCUGAAUCCACCAGCUCAGCCAGAACUCAAUCCUGAGCAGAAACCGACCCUGAGCUCAUCUCUGCCCGCCUCCCUGUCCGAGAAAAAGAAGAAAGGCUUCUUCUCCAAGGGCAGGAAGCUCUUCAGAAAGCUGGGCUCCAGCAAGAAGGAGUAGCUGUGAGCCUGAAGAUCUACAGAUUGCACUUUUUCUCGUAUGUGGUGUCAGUUUGAGUGUGUGUCCGACUCCGGCCAGUAGGAGAAUCGUUCUCAUUCUCUGAUGUUUGCCAUAAUAACGCAGAUUUACCAGCGCUUUCAUGUGUCAGACUGUUUCUUACUUUCAAAUAUAAUCGCAAUGCUUGUGCAAACCGGGAAAUGGGUUUAAACCCAUUAAAUGCCUGUUGAAAAGCUAUAAAAAUACUCAUUUAAAGAGUAAAAAGAUAGCGAUAUAUUCUAAAUAAACACUUUACUUCAAUAUAACCGCAUUUAGACAUGAACUAAUCAUCUGCUAGUGUUCACAAACAUCAUCCACACUAAA